Daucus carota subsp. sativus is the source of this 1238-nucleotide messenger RNA. RefSeq names its product peroxidase 12. The coding region runs from base 1 to 1071 and encodes 356 amino acids. Lineage: Eukaryota; Viridiplantae; Streptophyta; Magnoliopsida; Apiales; Apiaceae. Gene Ontology annotation, molecular function: peroxidase activity; heme binding. The record is from RefSeq and is a predicted model, not a curated record. Gene Ontology annotation, biological process: response to oxidative stress; hydrogen peroxide catabolic process. The transcript has 4 exons.
AUGGCUUCUAAUAGAUCUUCAGACUCUAUUCCAUUUCUGUGCUCAUGCCUUUUAUUACUACUACUCUCCUGCUUGUCUGUCUCAGAAGCACAAGGCACUCCAGCCAUAGCCAAGGGUCUUUCCUUGACUUUUUUCGAUACUAGCUGCCCGAAGUUAGAGUCCAUUGUCAGAAAGCAACUCGAAAAAGACUUCAAGGCAGACAUAGGCCAGGCUGCUGGCUUACUUCGUUUGCACUUCCACGAUUGCUUUGUCCAGGGAUGUGAUGCUUCAGUGUUACUUGAUGGAUCAGCUAGUGGACCAGGCGAGCAGGAUGCGCCACCAAACCUGAGUCUGAGGGCAAAGGCGUUCGAAAUUAUUGACAAUAUUCACCGACAAGUCCACAAGCGAUGCGGUGCUAUUGUUUCCUGCGCUGAUAUCGUCGCUCUUACUGCCCGUGAUGCAAUUGUUUUGUCCGGUGGUCCAGACUACAAAGUGCCACUGGGAAGGCGUGACGGACAAACCUUUGCGACAAGAAACGCCACACUAGCCAACCUUCCUCCUCCAUUUGCUAAUGCUAGUUCUAUCCUUUCCUCUCUGGCCAAGAAGAAACUCGAUGCCACUGAUACUGUUGCACUCUCCGGGGCACACACAAUCGGCAAAGCUCACUGCAGUUCCUUCACAAGCCGCCUCUACCCACAAGACGCUACCAUGGACCAAACCUUCGCCAAAGACCUCAAAAACAUAUGCCCCCAAAAUGCAUCAGUUGAUGGAACAACAGACCAAGAUAUUCGGACUCCAAACGUGUUUGACAACAAGUACUAUGUUGACCUCAUGAACCGACAAGGACUUUUUACAUCGGACCAGGAUUUGUAUACGGAUAGUAGGACCCGUGGCAUUGUUACGAGUUUUGCAGUUAACCAGACCUUGUUUUUUGAGAAAUUUGUGAUUGCCAUGUUGAAGAUGGGACAGAUGGAUGUGGUGACAGGAACAAACGGGGAGAUUCGGGCUAAUUGUUCGGCGAGAAACUCUGGUAGUACGUUGUUGUCCUCUGUUGUUGAUGUAGCAGAAGAAUUUGAGCUAUCAAAUUUAUAGGCUUUUAACUGUAAUCGGGGUAUAUAUACUCCCAAGUUUCUUGUUUCGAAUAAACUUUGUGAAAGAAAUAGGUGCUUUUCAAUGUGGUUCGAGAAUUGGUAUGCUGUUUAUUCAACAAUGCACCAUGUAAUACUUGCGACGACUACGAGCUUAUGGUGCUUUGUUCA